AUGCCCAAUGUGUCCAAGUAUGGGGACAUUUGGCCAACAAAUUUGCACGAGGUCCUUUGUGCAGGUCCGGCCAAGAGGAUUGAUAACGUGACGACUGGGACAAAGGGAUCCUGCUUGCGGCCUCAGCGGGAAACCCCGUACUCUCGGAAGCGCCUGUCGCGGGCGUCGGUUAUCUCGUUUUCAGCCGACCGUAAAGUACGCUACGCGAGGACGUUCUGCCGGCACGCAGCGAAAAGAACGGGUCGCCUCUCGGCAGUCGCCAGUGUGCUGGGAUUCUUACCAGAAAAACAACCCCAUGGACUCGACGCAGGUCGACAGCGAGGAGGGUGCUCUGGAAGGGCGUCCCCGCAGCGUCGUGCUUCUGGGCUGUUCGGCGGCGUCGAUGGUGGCCACCGCAGCCGGCCUGUUCGCCGGCAUCUUCCUGCACCCGGCGCUGGUGCUGCUGCUCGUUUUCGGAAACGCGACCAGCGUGGCACUGGCGAUGCGCUUUGGCUACCGGACUCACGAGCCGUCGGCGAACGAGACCAAGGCUUCCGUCUGCAGGCCCGUCGUACCUGUCAUCCAAAUCCACCCGCCCAAGAUAGUCACCGAACUCUAGCGCAGCCGCCGGACCCCGGAACGCCGACGAACGUUGUGUUCGAGCCUGUGCAUUCGGACUGCGCUGAGAACACGUAUACGCAGUGUUCUCGUUUUCUGAUUACGUGACGAGUGUGAGCAACUUGGCGGCGCGAAGUUGCUUGCGCUGCAAACCCGCGUAUACAGGUUAGCGACAGCACACGCGUCGUCACUUGGAUUUUAUUUGUACUCGAAAUCCCUUUGCGAAACUUCGUGCGCGAUAGUAUAAGUACUGCGUCGGUACGCUGGCGUUAGUUGCCCGCGAAGUCGGUUUUGCUGCAACCCAGGAGAAUUCUGAACUUCUCUCAGAAGAUCUUCUGAGAGCAGUUUAUUUGUCAUCCUCCUGCAUCUGAAAAAAAAAAAAAAAAAAAGGUGCUCCAAUUCUGUGCGUGUGGCACGUGCUUCAUGAAUGUUUUAAUUAUUUGCGCUUUUUGUUUAAACAAGGAUCAGUUCGUGUAUUGCCACCGUGGAAAAAAGGAAGGACGAACCAAUGAUGCUGGAUCAGUCUUUCAGCUUGACAAAUUACGUUUCAUGCUUCAUUUCUCUCUGUUUAAUGCGGUACCAUAUGCCGAUAUUUGGGUAUGCGCUAUUCGCCCGUCUAUCCAGGAAAAUAAACUUAAUAUAUAUAUAUAUAUAUAUAUAUAUAUAUAUAUAACAAGAAAGGUACAAAAUAUUAUCUGCUCAAUUCUUUUUCUAACGGUUCUUGCCACACGAUAUGAGGGAUCCGCGAAAGAAUUUAGGAAGAAAAUAUUAUCGAAAUGAAAGUUCAAUGUCCUCUGGAAGCGAUUUUUGCCCUAUGUAGGUAUGAUUGAUUUAACAUUUUGUUGGACUAUAAUUGAGGAAAAUCAAUAAAUCAGUAUCAAUAAA
Dermacentor silvarum is the source of this 1482-nucleotide messenger RNA. RefSeq lists its product as uncharacterized. Bases 1 to 705 code for a protein of 234 amino acids. The transcript has 3 exons. NCBI's taxonomy places the organism in Eukaryota, Metazoa, Arthropoda, Arachnida, Ixodida, Ixodidae. The record is from RefSeq and is a predicted model, not a curated record.